AUGUCGAUAGGGCGGGACGUUUACUGCGAUACUCGGCUGAUGAUACAAAAGCUCGAGGAGCUCUAUCCUGAGGGGACACUCAGUGAAAGAUCUCCCGAAGGGAAAGGCAUUCAAGCGCUGCUGGAAACGUGGACGAACGAUCAGUUCUUCUGGCACGUUGCGCGGUUGUUGCCUCCUACAUAUCCGAUGAUAGACAAGGCCUGGAGGGACGAUCGCGCUGACAUGGCGGGAGACAAGCUCAGUGCUGAGGCCCCUGAUGAAGCGAGGCGAGAGGCUCUGAGCCAUAUCGUGGCGGCACUUGACAUGUUGGAGCACACGUUCUUCGCAGAUGGACGGGACUGGAUAUUGAAGACCAAGAAUCCUACGCUGGCUGAUAUUAAUGGUAUCUGGACCUGGGACUGGUUGUUCCACGAUCCCUGGAUGGAGGGCGCUAUUCCAGACGAAUAUGCCUUAGAUGUUAGGUUCCCCAAGGUCUUUGCUUGGACGGAGCGCUUCAGACAGGUGCUUCGAGAAACAGACGCGCCGGUGUCCUGGAUGGACAGUAACGAUGUCGUCGAGGCGGUCUUAUCAUCGGAAUUUGCGGAGCCGGAAGGGUCGGUAGACCAUACUGAUCCAUUGGGCCUGCAAAAAGGGCAGGAGAUAGAGGUGUGGCCCACGGAUUCCGGCAUGAACCACCAUGACCAUGGAUUUCUCGUGAAGCUGGACACCCGAGAAGUUGCUAUCUCCGCGAAGUCCAAAGAUGGCAGGGAGCUGAGAAUUCAUUUCCCAAGAACCAACUUCAGAAUCAGUGCGAUCUCCGAGCUGGCAAAUUGA
Coniosporium apollinis CBS 100218 is the source of this 813-nucleotide messenger RNA. RefSeq lists its product as uncharacterized. Lineage: Eukaryota; Fungi; Ascomycota; Dothideomycetes. Bases 1 to 813 code for a protein of 270 amino acids. The transcript has 2 exons. The record is from RefSeq and is a predicted model, not a curated record.